AGGGCAUCCUAAUGCAGGCAAAUCUCUGCCACAAUCAACCCGUCAACAAACCAGCGGGGCUCGGAACUCCAACCCACGGAGUUCAGUUCCGGCCUCGAUGCACAUUUACCCACCGACAAUGAGCCGGCCAUAGAAUAAUUUUCGUCCACGGUCACUGUGUAGCUCUGUCAACUUCAUACUUUGAGACCCUUCGUCUUGAUUAGAACUGUUGGUUGACUGGGGUUUAACAGGCUGAAACUACACCACAGAUCACCUGAUAGCUACCCUACCGCCCAUCGAAUUUUGAAAAUCCGGCAUUCCUCUUUCUCUUUUCGACUGUGCAGUUUGCAAAUCUCUGCACUCCUACCCAUGCGUUCCCGAGGCCUGCUUACCGCUCCUUGGUGAGCAGCUUGGGGGUUCCUUUGCCUGCGCAUACAGUAUGGGCUCUGAGGCAAUUUGGGACUUUGUCAUUGCGGCCCCGCCGGCUGUGCUCUUGCGGUCGAUCACAGCUCGCUCGACAGCCCAUCCUCGAGUCCUGCUAUUGGAAGCAGGCGUGCGGGGUGAUGGCAAGUCCUCGCAUGUGGACCGUGUGUCGAAGAACUUCCAUUACCGAAGUUGUGAAAGAGGCUCUAGCCUUCUCCACUACGCCGGAGAGCAGUUCGUAGUGUAG
Molecule: messenger RNA, 649 nt
Organism: Aspergillus novofumigatus IBT 16806
Lineage: Eukaryota; Fungi; Ascomycota; Eurotiomycetes; Eurotiales; Aspergillaceae
Exons: 2
Coding region: 419-649 (76 amino acids)
Source: RefSeq, a predicted model, not a curated record